UCUGGUAACUGUGUACGCGCAUUGUUGGCGUGAACGUGCACGUUCUUCGAGUCUGCAAUAACUCUGCAAGCAAGACGUCACUGUAAAGCGGUAAUACAAUCACUCUUACCUGUGGAUUACAUGGCAGAAUUUCAAUACAAAGUAUCCUUUAUCAAUUUCAUAUGUUGCAACUUGCAAACUAUUGUCGUUUCAGGCAAUGUUAUGAUGAACGUUUGUUGCUGCUUACAUCCGGAACAAUGUAGCUUUUCAGGACACGUUGCUUGCUAUAUCAACGCAACUGUUACUUUGUAUCAAUGAUCCUAAUCGAUGCUGCAGCGCUAAUUAGCACAUCUUCAAUUACGCAACAAUAACUACAAUUGACACACACAUAAACCUGUUUCACUCACUGCCUUUUUUAUUGUCGUUCCACAUAUCCAGUUUGCCUUUUCUCAACGAAUGAAUGAGCAAUGCCAUCCCUUGAUGUCAUUGGUGAAUAGCCUAUGGCAUUGGUAACUCAUCCAUUCCAACGGUCAUAACCUAUGCUGAAGUGUUGACUUGUCUUCUCUGACUUGUCUGUCUUAUAACCAAAAGUGUGUGUAUAGAUCUGUGUGGGUCGACCAACACCAAUGUUUAAUGUGCCAACAUGUUAUCUCAUUCGGCCAAAGGUGGCCAAAGGAAAGACAAACAGCAGAUAAAGUUAAAGCCCUCUAUAGACUUGACUUAGCCUAAAGUAUAACACCAAUACUACUUUACCAAUACUACUUUACUUGCCCAUGGCAUCAUGUUCUCUUACAUUCGAGGGCCUUCUAGAUAUUUUGCAUCUAACCGAUUUGGCUAUAAGCUGUAAGCUAUAAGCUGCCCAAGUAUUUUAAUCAGUAAUUAAUGUUAGACCACAAUGAAAAUUAUUAUAACUAGGCUACAGAGGUGAUUAUUGGGCAUCUUGAAAAACCUGUAUUUACAGCAGGAAAAUGAGGGAAGGUCAUGCUUUUUCAAUUUCAGUCAAGGGGAGGAGUUAGUAUUAUUUAAAUCUAGUCCAGGAGAAGGAAGGGUCAUGUCAUUAAUUACAUUUCAAUAUUUCAGAGCCUUUUAUAAUGAGUUGAUUAUUAGGCUACAUAUAGAUGUGUGCCGGGUGCCGCCCCUCAUCUCUGAUUCUCUACUGGCAUAUUCUUUUAGAUUUUUCUUGAUUUCUCGUUUAUUUAACCAGGUAGGCCAGUUGAGAACAAGUUCUCAUUUACAACUGCGAACUGGCUAUUUUGUGUGGUCUCAAUCAAAUGAUCCAUAGGCUUUAGGCUAGGAAGUGCAUGCUCGAAGAUGCACAGAACAAUACACACAGCAAUGGAUAUUCAAACCCUGAGUCCGGCCUGCUCUGCUGAGCAAAAACUGUUUUGUGUGCUGCUUAAUAACCAAUGGCUGCACUGUGUAGUGCUACACUCUCUCUUCACGAGGAGAGUCAAAGGUUUCUUCUAAAAAAAAAUUUGAUUAGGUCUAAUCCAAAAAAUGUGCACGGACUAGCCUAUAGCCCAGGGAUAAUCAACUAGAUUCAGCUGCGGACCGAUUUUUAUUCUUGAGAGGAUGGUCGGGGCCAGAACAUAAUUAUAAGGAAUUUGUAGACUGCAAAUUGACUGCAAGAAGCCAAGACAUAUAUACAGUUGAAGUCGAAAGUUUACAUACACUUAGGUUGAAGUCAUUAAAGCUCAUUUUUCAACCACUCCACAAAUUUCUUGUUAACAAACUAUAGUUUUGGCAAGUCGGUUAGGACAUCUACUUUGUGCAUGACACAAGUAAUUUUUACAGCAAUUGUUUACAGACAGAUUAUUUCACUUAUAAAUCACUGUAUCACAAUUCCAGUGGGUCAGAAGUUUACAAUCACUAAGUUGACCGUGCCUUUAAACAGCUUGGAAAAUUCCAGAAAAUUAUGUCAUGGCUUUAGAAGCUUCUGAUAGGCUAAUUGACAUAAUUUGAGUCAAUUGGAGGUGUACCUGUGGAUGUAUUUCAAGGCCUACCUUCAAACUCAGUGCCUCUUUGCUUGACAUCAUGGGGAAAUCAGCAAAGACCUGAGAAAAAGAAUUGUAGACCUCCACAAGUCUGGUUCAUCCUUGGGAGCAAUUUCCAAAUGCCUGAAGGUACCACCUUCAUCUGUACAAACAAUAGUACGCAAGUACACCAUGGGACCACGCAGCCGUCAUACCGCUCAGGAAGGAGACGCGUUCUGUAUCCUAGAGAUGAAUGUACUUUGGUGCGAAAAGUGCAAAUCAAUCCCAGAACAACAGCAAAGGACCAUGUGAAGAUGCUGGAGGAAACAGGUACAAAAGUAUCUAUAUCCGCAGUAAAACAAGUCCUAUAUCGGGAGGGUAGAAAGGCCGCUCAGCAAGGAAGAAGCCACUGCUCCAAAACCGCCAUAAAAAAAGUCAGACUACGGUUUACAACUGGACAUGGGGACAAAGAUCAUACUUUUUGGAGAAAUGUCCUCUGGUCUGAUGAAACAAAAAUAGAACUGUUUGGCCAUAAUGACCAUCGUUAUGUUUGGAGGAAAAAGGGGGAGGCUUGCAAGCCGAAGAACACCAUCCCAACCGUGAAGCACAGGGGUGGCAGCAUCAUGUUGUGGGGGUGCUUUGCAGCAGGAGGGACUGGUGCACUUCGCAAAAUAGAUGAGGGAGGGAAAUUAUGUGGAUACAUUGAAGCAACAUCUCAAGAUAUCAGUGAGGAAGUUAAAGCUUGGUCGCAAAUGGGUCUUCCAAAUGGACAAUGACCCCAAGCAUACUUCCAAAAUUGUGGCAAAAUGGCUUAAGGACAUCAAAGUCAAGGUAUUGGAGUGGCACUUACACUUAGGGGUGUACUCACUUUUUGUUGCCAGCGGUUUAGACAUUAAUGGCUGUGUGUUGAGUUAUUUUGAGGGGACAGCAAAUGUACACUGUUAUACAAGCUGUACACUCACUACUUUACAUUGUAGCAAAGUGUCAUUUCUUCAGUGUUGUCACAUGAAAAGAUAUACUCAAAUAUUUACAAAAAUGUGAGGGCUGUACUCACUUUUGUGAUAUACUGUAUAUAUUAGUACCAGUCAAAAGUUUGGACACACGUACUCAUUCAAGGGUUUUUCUUUAUUUUUAAUAGUGAAGCCAUCAAAACUAUGAAAUAACACAGUUGGAAUCAUGUAUUAACCAAAAUAGUGUUAAACAAAUCAAAAUAUAUGUUAUAUUUGAGAUUCUUUAAAGUAGCCACCCUUUGCCUUGAUGACAGCUUUGCACACUCUUGGCAUUCUCACAACCAGCUUCAUGAGGUAGUCACCUGGAAUGCUUUUCCAACAGUCUUGAAGGAGUUCCCACAUAUGCUGAUUUGGCCAUGGUCCGCCAGUUGGGGAACCCUGCAAUAGCCAAUGCUCUGUUCAGUUUGAGAGGGAGAGCUCGAAGAAGAUGAGAAGGAGGACCGGAGGUCAAAUUUGAUUACUUGCUACUACUAUAGCCUAAUUGAUUUAAUUAAGAACAAUAUGCUUCUUGCCCAUAGUCUACUUAUCAGAUUUAUUGACCUCACAAUAGCCAUAUUCGAGUAAUUUACAUUGUGGGGCUGAAAGUUGUAGCAGCGGCAUAAUCAAUCGGAAAUGGACAGCUCAUGGUGCUGAGAAUAGGCCUAGACAUAAUUAAUUUAAACCGUCUUCAUUUAAAUUAGACUUUACCUACAUAAGGGACGUGAGCGGCAUUUCCCGUAUGGUUGAUGAGGAUCUCCAUAUUGCAAAUGGACGGUCCCUUACUAGACAUCCACACGUGUUGUUAACCUCUUAAUUCGUGAUGGUAAAUGCCCAUUGUCAGACAUUGCAAAUGGACAGUGUACAGUUGUACAUUUCCAAUGUAUUUAAUGAGGGAUUUAACAUCACCAAAUAGACAGGCUGAAAUAAACACCAAUGAGCGAUUGGACAGUGUCCAUUACACAUAUUCUAUAUUGUCAGUGUGAACAUACUCUUCUGCAAGUUGACAGUGUCCAUUGCCAAUGUAUAUCCAUAACGACUUCCCAUUACGAAAUGGACAUGCUGAAUCAACAUCAAUGAGAAAUUCUUACUUCCUAUGACUUCCUAUGAUCAAACAUGACAAAUAAACCUUCUAGGUUGAUUCAGGGCUUAACAUAGUGAUAUAUAUAUAAUUUGGUCAGUAUAUAUGCCAUUUGGACAUUUCUUAUGCCAGUUGGACAUGGUACACUGACUUUUUGGUUCGGAAGCCGACUUCCUAUGAUCAUAUAUUGCAAAUGGACAAAACAUAGGCCUUAUGGACAAACUCAAUAAAAUAAGACAAAUGUGUGGCCAUACGGUUACUACAUAUGUGUAAUUGACCAAAGAAUAUGUAUAAUUGGCACACAAAAAAGCACUUUUUAUGAGGUUUUAACAUUUGGAAAAAAUUGAGAUUUUGAAAAUGUUACCCUUUGGACCUGACUUUGUGACCAUUUCCCAUAUGAAAAUCUAUGGUGGAGCGCGCUCACUCCCUAUGGGAAUUUUGGUUAUUUUACACUUGGCAUUUGCAACUGUCCCGGUUGCAAUAUGGUUUUGAUGAACUGCCGUCCAUUUGAGUGGUAUUUGCGAUUGUGUAUAUUGUUCUCCCAAUGCCAAUAAGUUGCCAUUCAUUUUUGUCCAUUUCUUAGUGCUUCAUGGUGCUUGUGCUUUGUGUUGGAGCCUAUUUCUUCCUAUUUUAAGAAAUAAUAGGUAGGCCUACAUGUUUAGGCUAUAGGCUGCUAUAUCCAUAGAUUUGUUGGUCAAUUCCUCCACCCACCAUAAAACUAAGACUCGAAUUGAGGAGGUAUGAUGAGAGGGAUAUGCCAUAGGCAUACCUUUUUAUUACAGAAAAUGGCAAAUGAUUUUGAAGAAAAUCAAAUGUAUCUGAUUAUAUAAAGUGAUCUAUAACAGCGCUUUAGUCUGCGAUGCUUUAUGUUAGAAACAAGCUGUAAAAUACCCAGGAAAGACGUGACUCCGAUGCAAGUUUUCAAGUUUUCAUAACAAUCGGAAAUCGGUAUUUUUGGGCGCCGAUUUGCCGUUUUAUUUUUUAUUUUUUAUGAAAAUGUACACCUUUAUUUAAUCUUUAUUUAACUAGGCAAGUAAGUUAAGAACACAUUCUUAUUUUCAAUUGCGGCCUAGGAACGAGGCAGAACGACAGAUUUUUAACCUUGUCAGCUCGGGGGAUUCAAUCUUGCAACCUUACAGUUAACUAGUCCAAUGCUCUAACACUGAUUACAUUGCACUCCACGAGGAGCCUGCCUGUGCCGCGAAUGCAGUAAGCUAAGGUAAAUUGCUAGCUAGCAUUAAACUUAUCUUAUAAAAAACAAUCAAUCAAUGACUGUCAUUGCUCCAAUAUGUACUUAACCAUAAACAUCAAUGCCUUUCUUAAAAUCAAUACACAAGUAUAUAUUUUUAAACCUGCAUAUUUAGCUAAAAGAAAUCCAGGUUAGCAGGCAAUAUUAACCAGGUGAAAUUGUGUCAUUUCUCUUGCGUUCAUUGCACGCAGAGUCAGGGUAUGUGCAACAGUUUGGGCCGCCUGGCUCUUUGCGAACUAAUUUGCCAGAAUUUUACGUAAUUAUGACAACAUUGAAGGUUGUGCAAUGUAACAGGAAUAUUUAGAUUUAUGGAUGCCACCCGUUAGAUAAAAUACGGAACGGAAUAAACGUUUUGUUUUCGAGGUGAUAGUUUCCGGAUUAGUCAAAGGUACAGUGGGGCAAAAAAGUAUUUAGUCAGCCACCAAUUGUGCAAGUUCUCCCACUUAAAAAGAUGAGAGGCCUGUAAUUUUCAUCAUAGGUACACUUCAACUAUGACAGACAAAAUGAGGAAAAAAAAUCCAGAUAAUCACAUUGUAGGAUUUUUAAUGAAUUUAUUUGCAAAUGAUGGUGGAAAAUAAGUAUUUGGUCAAUAACAAAAGUUUAUCUCAAUACUUUGUUAUAUACCCUUUGUUGGCAAUGACAGAGGUCAAACGCUUUCUGUAAGUCUUCACAAGGUUUUCACACACUGUUGCUGGUAUUUUGGCCCAUUCCUCCAUGCAGAUCUCCUCUAGAGCAGUGAUGUUUUGGGGCUGUUGCUGGGCAACACGGACUUUCAACUCCCUCCAAAGAUUUUCUAUGGGGUUGAGAUCUGGAGACUGGCUAGGCCACUCCAGGACCUUGAAAUGCUUGUUACGAAGCCACCACUUCGUUUGCUCGGGCGGUGUGUUUGGAUUCAUUGUCAUGCUGAAAGACCCAGCCACGUUUCAUCUUCAAUGCCCUUGCUGAUGGAAGGAGGUUUUCACUCAAAAUCUCACGAUACAUGGCCCCAUUCAUUCUUUCCUUUACACGGAUCAGUCGUCCUGGUCCCUUUGCAGAAAAACAACACCAAAGCAUGAUGUUUCCACUCCCAUGCUUCACAGUAGGUAUGGAGUUCUUUAGAUGCAACUCAGCAUUCUUUGUCCUCCAAACACAACGAGUUGAGUUUUUACCAAAAAAGUUCUAUUUUGGUUUCAUCUGACCAUAUGACAUUCUCCCAAUCUUCUUCUGGAUCAUCCAAAUGCUCUCUAGCAAACUUCAGACGGGCCUGGACAUGUACUGGCUUAAGCAGGGGGACACGUCUGGCACUGCAGGAUUUGAGUCCCUGGCGGCGUAGUGUGUUACUGAUGGUAGGCUUUGUUACUUUGGUCCCAGCUCUCUGCAGGUCAUUCACUAGGUCCCCCCGUGUGGUUCUGGGAUUUUUUCUCACCGUUCUUGUGAUCAUUUUGACCCCACGGGGUGAGAUCUUGCGUGGAGCCCCAGAUCGAGGGAGAUUAUCAGUGGUCUUGUAUGUCUUCCAUUUCCUAAUAAUUGCUCCCACAGUUGAUUUCUUCAAACCAAGCUGCUUAACUAUUGCAGAUUCAGUCUUCCCAGCCUGGUGCAGGUCUACAAUUUUGUUUCUGGUGUCCUUUGACAGCUCUUUGGUCUUGGCCAUAGUGGAGUUUGGAGUGUGACUGUUUGAGGUUGUGGACAGGUGUCUUUUAUACUGAUAACAAGUUCAAACAGGUGCCAUUAAUACAGGUAACGAGUGGAGGACAGAGGAGCCUCUUAAAGAAGAAGUUACAGGUCUGUGAGAGCCAGAAAUCUUGCUUGUUUGUAGGUGACCAAAUACUUAUUUUCCACCAUAAUUUGCAAAUAAAUUAAUAAAAAUUCCUACAAUGUGAUUUUCUGGAUUUUCUUCCCUCAUUUUGUCUGUCAUAGUUGAAGUGUACCUAUCAUCUUUUUAAGUGGGAGAACUUGCACAAUUGGUGGCUGACUAAAUACUUUUUUGCCCCACUGUAUAUGGUUUAGAGAGAAAUAGUCGACGCGUUAUAAUUCCUGUAAUAACUUGCGGCUGAACUUGACAGGGGUUCCUUCGUUAUUUUACCGUUCAUGUCUUCCAUAGAGAAUGUCUUGAUCUACUUCAAAUAAGGUCUGUGUUUCGUGCAGGUUUAAACCGCCUCUACAUUUUGAUACCCGUGUAAAUCUCACUAGGAUAAGGUAACGUUUGUCAACAUAUUUUCAUAAAUCCACUCUACAAAAAAAAUGAUCUUCGCUUAUAUUUAGCCAAUAUUGAUCAGAGUUACCUUGUCCUAUGGAUAUCUACACAGUUAUAAAAUUGGCAAGGUGGUGUAAGCCUACACAAAACACAGACCUUAUUUUAAGUGACUCUAAAAAUAUCCUAUGGAAUAAAUGAAGGAACCGCUUUUCAGAUUCUGCUAGAAGGUGUCAUGGGAAUUAUGACUCGCACUUUGGUCGCCAAUUCUUACCAUGCCCAUUAUUAAAAUAGGAUUUCCUGCAUAUAGAAAUGACAGUUUUUGUUUUCAACAUUCAUCACAGGUAACUUAAACUCUAUUUUUAUUCAAACAGUUGAGAGUAUUUGUCUCCUAAGCAGACUCGUCAGUAUCAUUGUCACUUCAGAGCUGUGUGUGUGUGUGUAUUUAUGUAUUAUAUUAAGUUAAAAUAAAAGUGUUCAUUGUUCAUUCAGUAUUGUUGCAGUUGUCAUUAUUACAAAAAUGUGUGUGUCUGUGUAUGAUAUAUAUAUUUUUUUUUUAAUAAAUCGUCCGAUUAAUCGGUAUCGGCUUUUUUUGUCCUCCAAUAAUCGGUAUCGGUAUCGGCGUUGAAAAAUCAUAAUCGGUCGACCUCUAGUCUGUACAGUAGAAGAUGUUAAAACCCAGACAGCUUUUAGGGAAACACUUGUGACCUUUUCUCGUUGGGUUAAGCCACGGAAGAAGAGUAGCCAGCAGUUAAAGCUUACAUGUUUCUGUGUCGGUAGGCCUACUCUGUCUGGGAUGGAAAUGUAGGCCUAACUUUUGAAAGUACAAUGCUCAGAUUCCUAAUGACGUCUUGGAUGUAAUUAUUGCAAACGGACAGUUUCGUUGCACACAAGACACACUGAUUUGGCAUGGGAGAAAUGUGACAAAAUGAACACAGGCCUAUUUCUCUGUCCAUUCUUAGGCUGUAAUUUCAGUAAUUUGUGUGUUAUUAAAAAAGAUUCCUCUAAUAUGUAAAAUGAAUGAGAAAAUGCAAUUUUUUUCUAUAUACGAAGAUAGAUUAAUGCAAUGCUUUUACUAUAAAGGAGAUCUUUGCACCCCUACUCAUGUCCACGGUGGUCUGCGUACCCACAACCUCCUGACCCGCAGCCCUGUGCGCUAUCAAAAUUCCACAUUGCCAUGUAGGCUACAGGACGAAGAACAGUUUGUCAUAUCUGAGGCUCUGCCUGGUCUGUUCAAGAAGUGCGGGUAAACGCCGUCCACUUUUGUUUUAAUUAUUAAUUUAGCUGUAGGAGAGGGUCUUCUUAUUUUUGGCGUUCAGAUAGGGUUUAGGGAAACUAUAUUUUGCUGAAGGGAGGACCAUCCAUUUUCUACAGGUCUUAUACCAGAAUGGCAGGGAGUGUAUUCCUGCUCCUAUUAGCUGGGACCCUGCUCUGUGGGCUACUGUUCCACACAGUGAGCCAGAAUGAAGCUGGGGACAGGACCCGCACCAGGAGACCCAACUUCAUCAUCAUUCUGGCAGAUGAUAUUGGAUGGGGAGACCUAGGAGCCAACCAGCAGGCGGGUCAGAGGUCAAGCCAAACCCCUCAUCUGGAUCUGAUGGCCCAGCAAGGAAUGAGGUUGACAGACUUCCACUCCCCAGCCUCCACCUGCUCCCCGUCCCGUGCUGCUCUCCUCACAGGCCGUCACGGCCUGAGGAACGGGGUCACACACAACUUCGCUGUGGGGUCCGUGGGUGGGCUACCCCUCUCUGAGACCACCCUGGCUGAGAUACUGCACCAGGGUGGAUACUACACAGCCAUGAUCGGUAAAUGGCAUCUAGGGCACAAUGGUCCGUACAGUCCCACCAACAGAGGUUUUGACUACUACCUGGGGAUCCCAUACAGUAAUGAUAUGGGCUGUACAGACCUGCCUGGUUAUGACCUGCCCUCCUGCCCUCCCUGUUACCCCGGACCACAGAUACUACACAACAGAUUGAAGAGGAGUGGUUACAGCAGCUGUUACACCAAAGUGGCUCUGCCUCUGUUUGAGAACAGGACCAUUGUAGAGCAGCCUCUGGACCUGUGGAGGCUAACACAGCGAUACACAUCCACUGCACUCAAUGUCAUACACACAGCCAGCAAAGAUGGUGUUCCAUUCUCUCAAGUCAGAGCACAGCUGCCUAAACAGGAACGGGGACAACCUUUUCUGCUCUAUGUAGCUCUGGCACACAUGCACGUCCCCCUGUACCCCCCUUCCUACGCCCCCCACCCCUCAGAAGGCGGUGUGUACGCUGCCAGUCUGCGGGAGAUGGACGGUCUGGUGGGGGCAAUAAAGAAUGCCUCUGAUGCCUCAGACAAGGAGAACACUCUCAUCUGGUUCACUGGUGAUAAUGGCCCCUGGGAGCAAAAGUGCCAGUAUGCAGGAAGUGUGGGUCCUUUCCUGGGGAAGUGGCAGACCAGCAGAGGUGGGGGCUCUGCCAAGCGGACCACUUGGGAGGGGGGGCACAGGGUGCCCACAGUGUCCUACUGGCCUGGCAGAGUACCAGCCAACAGCACCAGCUCUGCCCUGCUCAGUGGUCUGGAUAUCUUCCCCACCCUCCUCUCCCUAGCUGGAGUGAACCCCCCAUCAGACAGACGCUAUGACGGUAUCGACGCCACAGACGUCCUCCUACACGGCAAAGAAACAGGAAAUGAGUUCCUCUUCCACCCCAACAGUGGCGCGGCAGGGAAAUAUGGGGACCUGCAGACCGUCAGACUGGGGCGCCACAAGGCCUUCUACAUCACGGGUGCGGCGGAGGCGUGUGGGGGGUCUACAGGGAGGCAGGAGCUCCACGACCCCCCUAUGAUAUUUGACCUGUCUGGGGACAAGGGCGAGGAGACACCCCUGGACCCCACCACGGAGGAGUACAAGGAGGUGGAUGAGAGGGUGAGGAGGUGGAGGGAGGCACUGCUCUAUGACAUUGCCACUGACCAAUCAGUGUCCACGGCCGACUACGCCACAGACCAAUCAGCAGCCCCUUGCUGUGACCCCCGGCACACAGCUUGCCGCUGCAACACCCUGGGCUGAGGACACACACACAUUCAGUGUUACACAGUUUGACAUUCACAGAAAGACCGACUGAUACGCAGACACACACACACACUUUAGUUUUAGUCCAAUAAUUGUUUGCUCUUGGAGGCAUGUGCGUGCCAAUGGGAAUGUAGAAAUCACAGACCUGUAGCCUACAUCUGGGUUCAUGUAAACAACCCCAGAGAACAACCAGAAACAUCCGCCAGAGUGAAGAAGAACAGCAAAUAGUAUCAAGCCUGUUGUGAGGAGGCCGGACUGUGGGUCAUUCUCCUGGAGGUCAGUACUGAGGAUUGGCUGAGACACAUUGCUCACUGCUGCUCUGAGGGGAAACAUGGGAAGACAGCUGCUGUUGCGUAGCAAGGACAAUUCACCGUAUUAUUACCAAUAUUAAGUGUUUUCCUGUACACAGGCUUUUGUACAGUUAUAUAACGGAGGCUUCUGGGUUGCUCUAGCACUCUCUGGUGGGGAGUAUAUGACCAUGCAAUAAGUAGAAUGAAGUUGCCAAUACACUGAUCUAAGACCAGUUUAGUUUUGUCCCACGAAUAACUUCACUUUAACCCAAAAUCAAAACAUCCAAAGAACAUGAGUGUUCUUAAAGCUCCACCCUUUGGCAAGUCAGUCACAGGAUCGUAACAAUAGGUGUGCUAUUUACAUACUAUAUGUAUAAAUGUAUAUAUACACAAACAAUAAAAAAAAAAUCACUUUCCCCCAAAACCACUUAAGACCUAAUGUAUUGAUGAAUAAUACUAAUUUCAUAUUCCAAAAGAGUAUUUAGUACAAGUCAAUAUAAUUUUUUUACAAAGUAAAAACAUCUGUCAUAUCUGAAAUGUUACAUUAUUCAAUAUUAUGUAGUCAAUGGUGUUAAUAAUGAAAUCAAUGAAAUAAAAGGACCUGUACGAUCCUAUAA
Molecule: messenger RNA, 11394 nt
Organism: Salvelinus fontinalis (brook trout)
Lineage: Eukaryota; Metazoa; Chordata; Actinopteri; Salmoniformes; Salmonidae
Product: arylsulfatase G-like
Exons: 13
Coding region: 8826-10484 (552 amino acids)
Molecular function (GO): arylsulfatase activity
Source: RefSeq, a predicted model, not a curated record